AUGUCAUCUGCAGACCUGCCUAACACGCCUCCCGACGCCGUGAAACGUUCCCGUUAUACCCAUCGCCAGUUCCAGUUACUACGCCAGGGCUCUACCGCAACACCUCUACGCGCCAUUGCGCACAUCGAUCUCGAUGCAUUCUACGCUCAGUGCGAAAUGGUGCGACUGGGCACACCGCGCGAUACCCCACUUGCUGUCCGCCAAUGGGAUUCAUUGAUCGCCGUGAAUUACGCCGCACGCCCAUUCGGUAUCAAUCGCAUGGUUACCACCGCGGAAGCUCGAAAGUUAUGCCCAAAUAUCAUCCUACAACAUGUUGCGACCUUCCGAGAGGGAGAAGGGGGCCGUUGGGCUUAUCGCGAUGACUCGUUUCAGAAUAUCAAAACCGAUAAGGUGUCUUUGGAUCCUUAUCGAGCAGAGUCGCGAAAGAUUCUUCAAACAAUGAAAGACGAAUUGCAGCGUUGGUGUACGGAUGAUUUGGGAGACAGUGAAGUUCAAUCACUCACCCAAGGCCUCUCUGCGGGACUAGAAAAGGCCAGCAUUGAUGAAGUUUUCAUUGACUUGUCUCCCCUCAUAUAUUCUGUUUUGCUACGGAGAUAUCCUGAGCUCCGGGCGCUCUCGCAAGAGGAGAAGAAAGGUGCAGAGUUACCUUGCCCUCCUACCACAGCAUUGCAAUGGGGAGAGGAUUGCCUGUUUGAUCUAGACCUACAGGAAAGGGAGGAAGAUGAUCCUGAUUGGGAUGAUAUCGUUAUACUGGUGGCUGCGGAGAUCACACGUUCAGUCAGAAAAGCCGUGUGGGAGAAGCUACAAUACACCUGUUCUGCCGGAAUUGCACACAAUAAGAUGCUCGCAAAGCUAGGUAGUGCUUGCAACAAGCCCGACAAACAAACAGUGGUGCGGAAUCGUGCCGUUCAGAACUUUCUAAAUGGUUAUAAAUUUACGCAGAUUCGCAUGUUGGGAGGCAAGCUAGGAGAUCAGAUUACUUCAGUUUUUGGAACAGAGAAAGUGAGUGAUCUUCUCAAUGUAUCACUUGAUCAGCUGCGUGCCAAGCUCGAUGAUCAUACAGCGACUUGGCUAUAUGGUAUCAUCCGUGGAGAGGAUCGCAGCGAGGUCAACCCCCGAACGCAGAUCAAGUCCAUGUUAUCUGCAAAGUCGUUUCGCCCUAGUAUCAACUCAGUCGAACAAGCAGAUAAAUGGCUACAUAUUUUUGCGGCUGAUAUUUACGGCCGACUUGUGGAGGAUGGUGUGCUUGAGAAUAGACGCCGUCCCCGAGUUAUCACUCUACAUCACAGGGUUGUACAGACACGGUCUCGCCAAAUUCCGAUUCCCGGGUCUAAUGCUAUCGAUGAGAAUUUGCUAUACGAACUCGCUCAAACUCUACUGCGACAAGUCGUUGCUGAUGGACAGGCAUGGCCGUGUUCGAACUUAUCUCUCAGUGUGAGCAAUUUCGAGGAUGGCGUGGGCAAGAAUAAAGCCAUCGAAAGCUUCUUGGUCCGUGGUGAACAUGCCAAGUCUCUCAGUCAUGCGUCGUCCAGACCACGCGAUGCAGACACUAUUUUCGGUGAACAAUCCCCGGUCGGAAAAAAGAGGAAGACCGAUGAAAGCAACAUAAAAAGCUUUUUCAACCAGCCUCAGGCGACUGAUUCUAUCGCCCCCAACAAAGAAAGUCCCCAGCUCUCAUUAGAGGAACCACCAAUGUCCAACAGCCUGGUGAACGGCGAAGUACCACAAGACGAUUUCGAAAUGCCACAAUCCCUUUGUCCUCGAUGCUCCAAGCUUAUUCCCGAGUUUGACAAAGAAGAGCAUGAUGACUGGCAUUUUGCUAAAGACCUGGAAAUUCAGGAUCGAGUAGAAGCCCGAAGCCCUCACCAGCAAAGUGGGAACGCCAACUCUCGCACACCUACAAACAUAUCAACUAAUCGUGGGCGAGGAAGCCGUGGCCGUGGCAAAUCUGAAAAGGGGCAAAUGCGACUAGCCUUCCAAUAA
Molecule: messenger RNA, 1983 nt
Organism: Penicillium angulare
Lineage: Eukaryota; Fungi; Ascomycota; Eurotiomycetes; Eurotiales; Aspergillaceae
Product: DNA-directed DNA polymerase eta
Exons: 1
Coding region: 1-1983 (660 amino acids)
Biological process (GO): error-prone translesion synthesis; response to radiation
Cellular component (GO): replication fork; site of double-strand break; nucleus
Molecular function (GO): DNA-directed DNA polymerase activity; damaged DNA binding
Source: RefSeq, a predicted model, not a curated record